Fusarium tjaetaba is the source of this 2745-nucleotide messenger RNA. Its product is annotated as transcription factor Pig1p. The transcript is spliced from 4 exons. Gene Ontology annotation, molecular function: zinc ion binding; DNA binding; DNA-binding transcription factor activity, RNA polymerase II-specific. Gene Ontology annotation, biological process: DNA-templated transcription; regulation of DNA-templated transcription. The record is from RefSeq and is a predicted model, not a curated record. The annotation marks the transcript as partial. Lineage: Eukaryota; Fungi; Ascomycota; Sordariomycetes; Hypocreales; Nectriaceae.
UCAGUCAGCGAUCCCUGCUGCCUUGGCUCAAGCGACUGGUUACUUCUCUCAGUCCACGUCCGGCUAGUCAAUCCCUCCCGCGGCCAGAACGGCACAGUCCGGCUUGGCCUGCUUUUGUCUGAGGCGACGGCUUCGAAUCCAAUGGCGGCCACGGAGCAAAAUGGCAUCGACAUUCUUUGCGAUGCCGCCGGCUCAGACAUGCUCCUGUCGUCCCUGUUCUCCCUCGCAGCGCCUGUGUCCGUAGCCGAUUCGAAUCAACGGGCCCAGCCACCCUUGCAGCAGGAACAGCAUGAGUUGCAGCAUUCACUGCCUCCCGCGUCGCCCUCGAAGCAUCAAAUCUUUCAGCGGCAGCUAGAUCCCGCACUGCAACAACACCAAGGGGAAACGCCCCAGAGAAUUGCCUCUACGUUGCCUACCAAGAGAAAACUUUCUGAUGCAUCUGCCUCAUCGCCAUCUCACGUCUGCCAUAUUUGCCGUCGCGUCUACGAGCGAGCCGACCACCUGACCAGACACCUCAGGUCGCACGAGAAUGCCCGACCGUACCAAUGCACCCGAUGUCCUAAGCGUUUUAAUCGCGCUGACCUCCUGACACGGCAUGAGACCACCCACGAUCGAGAUGGGGCCGCAAAAGACCGCCCGUUUAUCAGAAGAAGCGACCGCGCCGCCGAGGCAUGUCUCAAUUGCGCUGCUUCCAAGGCAAAAUGCGAAGAUCAGAAGCCGUGCAGCCGCUGCCGUAGUAAGAGUUUGACAUGCCAGAUGCCAGUGAGACGCGGGAACCAAUACCGCACGUCUGAGUCGCAGGCUGGUAUGUCACCCUCUGACAGUUCAAUGGUUGCCUCAACUACAGGAAAUGACACUCAGGUCUUUACGGCCGGUGAAGCUACCUAUGCGUUGCCCCAGUCGGUUAUUGCUCAUCAAGGUCAUGUCGUUGAUGCUGCCGUCGAUUACAGUGUCCCCUCCUUUCUCGGCGCGCCCAGACUNNCCGGACGAAAUCCUCAGUCUGGCGAUGCAGGAAAACGUACAUCACGCCAAGGCCGUAAAGGUAUUGUCUCGGCGGAAGCACCCAUUCAGCGUUCAGUAUGGUUGUAUGAGCCCGAGGCCAAUGGUCAGGCAGGGAGCUCAGUGUCUCGCUCCGAUAUCGUUUCACCCUACUUACGCGACAGCAUGUUCGCCAUGGUUCUCGCCAACAAUCCGAUACCGCAUCGAGUACCAACAUUUCCAUCAGCUGAGUUAUUGGGCUAUAUGAUCGAGACGUACUUCAAGAGCGAAGACCCCAAGAGUGAGGCUUUUAUUCACAGAUCGUCAUUCGAUCCCUCGGCAACUAGCCAAGAGCUUUUCUCUGCUGUAGUAUCAAGUGGGGCUUCAUGUAUAUCUACCCCAGCUAUAUGGCAGUUCGGCCUGGCUCUUGACGAGAUUACGGCAAGUGCCAUUGGGAAACGACUUGAAUCUUCAUGCCUGGCUGUGCGAGAUAUCACACUUCUUCAAGCGUCUGUCCUCCACAUUGAAACUGGUCAAUGGAGUGGCUUCAAUCGUCAGACCGAGAUGGCAGAAAGCUUUGCGCCUCAGCUUUUGACUCUGCUCCGAAAAGCAGGGAAGUUGAGCUUCACGUCAGACUUGACUACACAUACGCCCAAUACCGGCGACUCUCCUGAGACACUUGAGUCGAAAUGGCAAACAUUCACGACAAUCGAAUCUUACAAAAGGUUGGCCAUCCGUGCAUUUCUCCACGAUACACAAACAUCGAUCGUGUCGUGGAAAGGACCCACGUUAGCAUACAGCCAGCUCGACUUUGCACUUCCGGCGGCCCGUGAUCUCUGGAAAGCUAGUAAUUCACAGAUAUGGUGGGACUUGAAUUUGGCCAAGGGGUCUUUCCCUCCUACCGAUUUCCCUCGCCUUUCCGAUGUGAGAGAUUGUCAGUUUGUCAUGACUGAACAGAACACGUGGGUGGACACAGAAUCUUGCUGCAAGGCUGCUCUGCAUGGACUGUGGGGACAAAUCUGGACGUACCGUAACGCCAUCGCUCAAUAUCAUCACGCAGCUCCGGAUCGGCCGGGGUCUGAUGUUCCUGAAUGGGCCCGCUCCCUUUACCAAGAGCUCUAUGAGGGCCUUGGUAAGCUGUCAACUCAGCUCGGAUCUGCACAGACCCCAAGACCUGAGCUAUCGCUUCUUUCAGACUUUUUCAUGAUGAUCAUACAUGUCUCGUUGGACGAUAUACAGCGGCUAGCGGGCAGGAUGGGCGACGAGGAAUUCCGCAGAGCAAUGCAGUUAUUAGAGAGCACGUGGCUACCUGGACCAGAGUCCCGGUAUGCUGCCUGGCAUGCUGGACAGGUCCUCCGACAUGCACAGGAGUGUAUGCCAACAACCCUGCGAGGAUUCAACGCUAUGGUUGUUUACUUUGCUAGUCUGACGCUGUGGGCGUAUGGCCUGCUUUCGCAGAGAACAACGAACGGCGAUCAAGUGAUGGGACAAGAAGUCUUAUCACUUAAUGAACCAGAGACGAGGGAGACGACAAUGUUCCUUGAGCUUGGUCAGGGUACCCCAUCACUUUCGUCUCCAGAAGGGUUGCGUCUUCAGUUAGAGCCUGUGUCGAAUUAUGUGGCGGUUUUGUCGCUCGCGAGGCUCAUCUUUCGACAAAAUUACCCUGUAGCAAGCGAGGCAAUGCCUCCGCUUGUUGAAAGCUUGUGUCGACACCUUGGUGAUCUCCAAGGUGGAUUGGAGGGGUACUUGGUAACGAAAACGUUAUAG